AGCUGUAUCGACCAAUCAGGAUCGAGAGAGAGAAAGAGAGGGCAUUUCUCACAGAAACACAGUCAGACAGUCUGAGAGUCAACACUGACGAGCACUGAGAGAGAGACAUGAGGACAUUGUGGAUCUUGAGCGUCUUCACACUUCUGCUGCUCGCCGAGGGCAAGGCAGGAGAGUCAGACAAGACCAGCCACCAGCACACGCACGGGAAAAGUGCGCCUCCUGCUGUCUGUCAGCUGACACUGACAGGAGACCAGCGCUGUCUUCCAGGAGCUGUGAUGGGUGAAGGUGUGAUCACUCAGGUCCCGAGUCUGGUCAAUGGGACUGAGGGGCAGUCGGUCACUCUCAACUGUACUGUCCGUAAUACAAAUGUUGGAGCAGUGAGGUGGAGCAGAGACACAGGCAGAGGCAGACAGCCCUUCUUCAAUACAGGAGGUGGGGCCAGUGACCCCCGCGUGUCCUUUAUAUUAAAGAACCAUCUAACAGACAGGUCCAUCAGAAUAGACAACCUGACCCUGGGGGACUCUGGGGUCUAUUACUGUGACAAGUACAGACCAGGUCCCUCCAGUGAGAUCGCAGUCCCAGGACCAGGAAUGAAUCUGACAGUGACAGCCUCAAAAACAAAGACCACCCUGCCUCUCCAGUUCAAGAUGAAGCUACCUUUUCUCAAAGUACUCGAUGUUGAGAAGUUCCACAUCUCCCACACCUUCAGGGAUAGAGUUACUGAACAGGUGGAGAAGGCGUACAAGAAGAAAUAUGACUCUAAAUUCCAUCGUUCCAAAGUGACAGAGACAAAACUCGAUGAGGAAUUCAUCGUUGUCAACAUGGAGCUCGUGUUUCAUCAGAGUCCUGCUCCUGGUUUGGACGAUUUUGUCGAAACCCUGAAGAAGGCGCUGCUGGACUUCACAGUUCUGUUACCAAUAGACCUGAACUCCAUCACUGUCCCAGGCAUAUUACCAGGGACCACCCUGUCUCUCCAGUUCAACAUGAAUCUAAGUACAAACAAAGGUCUUGAUGAUGUGGGGUCCAAGGUCUCCGAGACCUUUAAGGCUGGACUUACUGAGCAGGUGAACAAUGUGUACAAGGAAAAAUAUCUCACCACAUUCCUUCAAUCUGAAGUGGAGAAGAUAGAAGUCGGUGAGGAAUUCAUCGUUGUCAACAUGGAGCUCGUGUUUCAUCAGAGUUCUGCUCCUGGUUCGGAUGAUUUAAUCAAAACACUGGAGAAGGCGCUGCUGGACUUCACGAUUCUGUUACCAAUAGACCUGAACUCUAUCACUGUCCCAGCAACCCCAACGCCCCCAGCAACACCAGCUCCAACAACUCCGCCAUCGCAUUGCCAUGGCCACAGCAAGCCCUGGCCGCUGUGCACGGAGGGUCCCUCCGCCUCAGGCAGGGGGAUUCUGGGAGAAUCGCUGACGGAGUUCGCCCUGCACUUCUACAAGGAGGCCCGGCGAAUCGAAGACAAGGGGAACAUGCUGAUAUCGCCAGUGAGCGUCGCUGAGCUGCUGACACUCCUCCUGCUGGGUGCCCGGGGGGACACUCAGACUACGCUGGAGAAUGUGCUGUCUCUCCCCCAGAACUUCACCUGUGUCCACGAGGAGGUGCUGAGCCUGACCAAGCACCUGAGGGGCAGCGUGGAGAUGGCCUCCCGGAUCUACUAUAAGCCUGGGCUGAAACUGACAGACUUCUUUGGUGACCAAUCGCAGCAAUUCUACGGGGCAAAGCCUCAGCAGUUGACCAAUAACGGCACCACCAACCUGCAGAUGAUCAAUGAUUGGGUGGCCCAGAAAACCCACAAUCAGAUCAAGCAUCUGGUUGACUCAGUCCCGCAGAACACCGAGUUCAUGCUGCUGAAUGCCAUCUACUACAUUGGGAAGUGGAAGAUGCGGUUCAAUGAAAAUGAGACAAAGGAGGAGAAAUUCACCACGCUGGAGGGAAAGCAUGUCAGAGUCCCAGUCAUGAAGAGCAAGAACUACAGGCUGGCCAUCCAAUACAGCGCAGCGCUGAAGGCCAAGGUGGCCAGGUUCCUCCUGUCUGGAGAUGUGAGCCUCUAUGUGUUCCUGCCUCCGGUCUUCUCCACCUCGGCUCUGAAGGAGGUGGAGGACAGGCUGAACCUGGAGACUCUGACGAAGCUGGUGAAGAACAUGGAGAGUAUGGAGCCCCAGGAGGCCACAGUGGCCUUGCCUCGCCUCAAACUGGACUCCAAAACUGAUCUGCUUCAUCUGAUGGAGAGUCUGGGUGAGAUAGGGGCCUCUAACACUGCACUAGUGACUGGAGUGUCCAGUCAGUGUGUGGUGAUCAUUAACAUUCUCUCUCCCAGGCUGAUCUCCCGCUCCUGA
This is a messenger RNA of Lepisosteus oculatus (spotted gar), 2336 nucleotides long. NCBI's taxonomy places the organism in Eukaryota, Metazoa, Chordata, Actinopteri, Semionotiformes, Lepisosteidae. The record is from RefSeq and is a predicted model, not a curated record.